Molecule: messenger RNA, 1662 nt
Organism: Fusarium musae
Lineage: Eukaryota; Fungi; Ascomycota; Sordariomycetes; Hypocreales; Nectriaceae
Exons: 5
Coding region: 1-1662 (553 amino acids)
Source: RefSeq, a predicted model, not a curated record
AUGCGGAUUGGACCUCCCAGCAGUAACGGCCCUGUUUUGACCGACAUUUCCCGCUCACAAUGCUCUCGCAGCAGCAGCAAUGACAUGGCGUUUUUGCCUUCGUCUGUUACCGUCCUUCCUUCAGGGUCCUUUUACUCUGACUAUAGCGAACUGUUUCCCCUCAUCAUUGACCUCCCAGUUGGACUCGUCCCAGCGACAGUCGUCCUAUUGACCCAAAGCAUUACCGACCUGUCAGCCCAAGACUUUGACGAUAUCCUCCACCGCUUUGAUCAGACAGACGAUGUCUGGGAUAGCCAUUUCCUGUCUUUUGUUGUCUUUGCCCAUCGUGGUGCUUUCAAACCCAUCAAACCCCAAUUGCCAGAAGGACUCGCGAAUCGAUUACAAUCUCUUGGUACAAAGCGAGUUGCCCUGGUCGAUCAAUCAAAGCUGGAACUCGAUGCUCUGAUGGCGGGUCCCUACUUUGCCACUGCCACGGGACUUUUGCCAGUGAGGAAGCUUUUCCCAGAUACUCACGCAGCUUUUGUUGCGUCGCUCGUUCAGUCGUCGUCGUCCCAAUCCAUCACCUAUUUGAACGCAACAACAGCCGAUGCAUACCCAAACCAAGCCAUAGCCGUUCCCUCCCGUCUCUACUUCGCGCCGGACCCUGAGAAGCCUUUGAACGGUCUCAGAGUCGCAAUCAAGGACAACAUCGAUAUCGCUGGCGCCAAAACAUUUGCCUCCUCUCUAGCCUACGGUCAAUUCCAUGGCAUCAAGUCCCACAAUGCCCCCGCCAUCCAGCGAUUGCUGGAUCUUGGCGCCGUCAUCGUGGGCAAGACAGGCAUGAGCCAGUUCGCUGAUGCCGAAGAUCCUACUGGUGACUUUGUCGACUUUCAUGCUCCCUGGAACCCCCGCGGUGACGGUCUCAGGUCCCCAGGUGGGAGCAGUUAUGGCUCAGGUGCUGCAGCAGUAAGCCUCCGAAGACAUGCUCACCAAAUUGAUUAUGCUGACACGGGCAAAGCUGGUGGAAGUGUACGACAACCGGCGGCGAGCCAGUCGGUGUACGGCCUCCGACCUUCAAAGGGAGCUAUGAGCGUUGAAGGAACUGUUGUUAUCCAUAGUGAUCUCGAUGCCAUUGGUGUUCUCUCAAGGAACCUCAGCGUCCUUCACACCGUCUCCUACCACCUUUACCCAGAUAACAUAAAAAGGACCUUAGAUAAACCCUUGACCUUGAUCUAUCCCAGCCACCUAUUCCCCGUCGAGGACGCUAAAGCGCAAGAGGUCUACGACAAGGCCGUUCAGGUACUAGAGAAAGUCUUGGGUGUCACGAGACGCAAUGUGAAUUUCCACCACGAGUGGAAGAGGUCCCAUCCUGACUCUGAGGCCUUUACGGAAUACUUCAAGGAAGUCUUCUACGAUUACGUCGUCUGGGGUCAAUGGAAAGAGCGAUCUACAUUCCGAAAUGAGUACCAGGCCAAGUUCGGCCGUCCACCUUACGUCAAUCCUCUGUCCAAAUUUCGCUGGGAGCUUGGUAGCAACAUGACUGAACAACACUUCUCAAACCUGCAGGCUAAGCGUCAAGAGUUUCAAGCCUUUAUCGAGGAUAUAUUCGGCGAAAAUACCAUUAUGAUAACGCCGUUCAAAUUUGGGGAGCCUGACCGUCGCGACGAAUACCGACCAGAGUGA